UAAAAGUCUUUUUAGUUUUGUUUUUAUUUUAUUUUGAAAUACAUAUUUGUUUAAAAUUUUAAAAUUUUCUAAUUUUGUUUUUUCCCAUAAAAUAUUUGCAAAAUUCUUUACCAUGAUUAAGUUUUCUAAUUUUUGGAAGAAACCAAAAGAAAUUGCAGCACCAACAAGCAGCGAAACACUGUUAAAAACCAAUGAGAUAUUUAAACACUUCCUUAACAAUUACAGUUGGUUUGUUUAUGCCAUAGCGGGUAUUCUGAUGUUGUGUAGCUUUUAUUGCUACAUCUACAAUUGCAAACGACGUUUGGACUUGAGGAGACGCAGAGAAUCAAUACAAAGAGGCAAUGAAAGAAUUCCCCAACGUCGUCGUCCUGGUGCAGUACAUCGUGAUCGAGAAAUAUUUCGCAAUGCCAUCAAGGCAGUACGCCAGUAUGUUGGGCCCAACGAAAAUCAAGGCCCUAAAGGCAAAUCUUACGUUUUGAAAAGAACGCGCAGCGGUGUUAUUUAUGGCAAUUAUAGCAACGAAGACAAUAGUCAAUGACUGACAUACAUAUAUUUUAGGCAAAACUAUUUUUUUUAAGAAAAUGUAAAAUUAUGUGCAAAAAUUCAGUUUGCUAAUAUAUUUUUGGAAAUAAUUUUAUUUUUAUACAAUAUUUUUUAAAAAUAGCAAUAGUAAAUUAAAUAUUUACCAAAUUUAAAAG
Calliphora vicina (urban bluebottle blowfly) is the source of this 698-nucleotide messenger RNA. RefSeq lists its product as uncharacterized. The transcript is spliced from 3 exons. The coding region runs from base 113 to 538 and encodes 141 amino acids. The record is from RefSeq and is a predicted model, not a curated record. Lineage: Eukaryota; Metazoa; Arthropoda; Insecta; Diptera; Calliphoridae.